AUGAACUACGUACCGGGGACAGCUAGUCUUAUAGACGACAUUGACAAGAAACAUUUAGUGCUUCUCCGAGAUGGAAGAACUUUGAUUGGUUACCUGAGGAGCAUUGACCAGUUUGCCAAUUUAGUGUUCCAUCAAACAGUGGAGCGCAUCCACGUGGGAAAGAAAUUUGGUGACAUCCCACGAGGGAUAUUUAUUGUGAGGGGAGAGAAUGUGGUCCUCCUCGGUGAAAUAGAUGUGGAUAAACCCUGUGACACAGUUUUGCAGCAAGUCCCUAUUGAAGAGAUUCUUGAGGAACAGCGACUUCAGCAGCAAACCAAACAUGAGACCGAAAAAGUCAAGAUGCAAACGCCUCAUUUACACCAAACCAAGAAUCCAGGAGCGUUUUUGAUGGAGCUGGAGAACAUAGUAGCCAACACAGUAUUACUGAAAGCCCGAGAAGGUGGUGGAGGAAAGAGGAAAGGUCGGAGUAAAAAAUGGAAAGAGAUCCUUCGCUUUCCUCAUAUCAGCCAGUGUGUGGAGCUGGGGAAGACCAUCGAAAGGGACUAUGUCAAUACCUGUGAAAGACAACCUAUCGGACGUCUUCUCUUCCGUCUUUACUGUGAGACCAGAGCCGUUCUGCAGCGAUGUAUCCAGCUUCUGGAUGCAAUGGAAGAUUAUGAGGUCACUCCUGAUGAAAAGCGGAAAUGCAGAGGGGACCAGAUCAUCAAGACCUUUCUUACAAAAGACGCCUCACAACACGUCGACAUCGUGGAGGGCUUUGCGGACCAGUGUCGGGAAAACCUCCACACAAGUCCAUGUAAGGAGAUCUUCAGCAACUGCCGCAAGGCCGUCCACGACUACCUUAGCAGCGCUCCGUUCUCCGACUACCAGAACAGUAUGUACUUUGACCGCUUUCUGCAGUGGAAGAUGCUGGAAAGGCAACCAAUCACAAAAGAUACGUUCAGACAGUACCGAGUGCUUGGGAAAGGCGGGUUUGGAGAGGUGUGUGCCUGUCAGGUCCGGGCCACAGGGAAGAUGUACGCCUGCAAGAAGCUGGAGAAAAAGAGGAUCAAGAAGAGGAAAGGGGAGUCCAUGGCACUCAACGAGAAACUCAUUUUAGAGAAAGUCAACAGUAGAUUUGUUGUCAGUUUAGCAUAUGCAUACGAGACCAAAGACGCAUUGUGUUUGGUGCUGACCAUCAUGAACGGAGGAGACCUGAAGUUCCACAUUUACAACAUGGGAACACCAGGCUUUGAGAAGGACCGGGUCCAGUUCUACGCUGCUCAGAUCUCCUGUGGGCUGGAGCACCUGCACAGGGAGUCAAUAGUCUAUAGGGAUUUAAAACCAGAAAACAUCCUUUUAGAUGAUAAUGGACACAUUCGUAUUUCUGAUCUGGGGCUGGCCAUCAAAGUGCCUGAAGGAGAGCUAAUCCGAGGGAGAGUGGGGACUGUUGGGUAUAUGGCUCCAGAGGUAAUAAACAAUGCGAAGUAUGCGAUGAGCCCAGACUGGUGGGGUUUGGGAUGCCUCAUAUAUGAAAUGACAGUGGGACGGUCGCCUUUCCGCGCCCGGAAAGAAAGGGUGAAACGUGAGGAGGUGGAGAGAAGAGUGCAGGAGGAGGAGGAAGAGUACAAUGAAAAGUUUACAGAGGACUCCAAGGCCAUCUGUCGAAUGCUGCUGACCAAAGACCCAAAGCAGAGACUUGGGUGCCAGGCGGACAAAGCAGCAGGAGUAAAGGCACACAUAUUUUUCAAAAACAUCAACUUCAAGAGACUGGAGGCCGGGAUUGUGGACCCACCAUUUGUGCCUGAUCCUCGGGCCGUCUAUUGUAAAGAUGUUUUAGACAUUGAGCAGUUCUCCACAGUCAAAGGAGUCAAUUUGGACCAAACUGACAAUGACUUUUACUCCAAAUUUGCUACAGGCUGCGUUUCCAUCCCCUGGCAGAAUGAGAUGAUAGAGACAGAGUGCUUCAGAGAUUUGAAUGUUUUUGGACCUCAAGGAACGCGACCUCCGGAUCUUGACUGGAACCAACCACCGGAGCCCCCCAAGCGCAGCCUCCUGGACCGGAUCUUCAGGAGGCAUCAUCCAGAGGUGUCCAUCUCCAACAGCCGCGUGCAGUCUUCCAGCGUUAACUCUGUCGACUCCAUGUCCAACUCUGCCCCCUAG
Messenger RNA from Knipowitschia caucasica, 2142 nucleotides. NCBI's taxonomy places the organism in Eukaryota, Metazoa, Chordata, Actinopteri, Gobiiformes, Gobiidae. The record is from the annotation of a GenBank genome assembly.